Messenger RNA from Cinclus cinclus, 2038 nucleotides. It is a transcript of the gene HSPD1, whose product is annotated as heat shock protein family D (Hsp60) member 1. The coding region runs from base 70 to 1791 and encodes 573 amino acids. Gene Ontology annotation, molecular function: protein-folding chaperone binding; ATP binding; ATP-dependent protein folding chaperone. The transcript has 12 exons. Gene Ontology annotation, biological process: positive regulation of T cell activation; positive regulation of interferon-alpha production; protein refolding. Gene Ontology annotation, cellular component: mitochondrial inner membrane; mitochondrial matrix. The record is from RefSeq and is a predicted model, not a curated record. Lineage: Eukaryota; Metazoa; Chordata; Aves; Passeriformes; Cinclidae.
GCCGCCGCCGCGCCAGACGUGCCCCGCGAGUUUGCAGAGCCGGGGUGCUGGUCCCGCGCUGCCGCAGACAUGCUCCGUUUAUCUACAGUACUCCGUCAGAUAAGACCAGUUUCCAGAGCCCUCGCCCCCCAUCUAACACGAGCCUAUGCAAAAGAUGUGAAGUUCGGAGCAGACGCGAGAGCGCUGAUGCUACAAGGAGUAGAUCUUUUAGCAGAUGCUGUAGCUGUCACCAUGGGGCCAAAGGGAAGAACAGUUAUUAUUGAACAAAGCUGGGGAAGUCCCAAAGUGACAAAAGAUGGCGUGACAGUAGCAAAGGCAAUUGACUUGAAAGACAAAUACAAAAACAUUGGAGCCAAGUUAGUUCAAGACGUUGCCAACAAUACCAACGAAGAAGCAGGAGAUGGUACCACUACUGCAACAGUCCUUGCACGUGCUAUUGCCAAGGAAGGCUUUGAGAAGAUCAGCAAAGGAGCCAAUCCAGUAGAAAUCAGGAGGGGGGUGAUGCUGGCAGUGGAUGCCAUCAUAGCUGAACUGAAGAAGCUGUCAAAGCCUGUUACAACUCCAGAAGAAAUUGCACAGGUUGCCACAAUAUCAGCAAAUGGAGAUCAGGAAAUUGGCAAUAUAAUCUCUGAUGCAAUGAAAAAGGUUGGACGAAAGGGUGUGAUCACUGUCAAGGAUGGAAAAACUCUAAAUGAUGAACUGGAAAUCAUUGAGGGUAUGAAAUUUGACAGAGGCUACAUCUCUCCAUAUUUUAUUAACACAACUAAAGGACAGAAAUGUGAAUUCCAGGACGCUUAUGUUUUAAUUAGUGAAAAGAAAAUUUCUAGUGUACAGUCCAUAGUUCCAGCUCUUGAAAUUGCCAAUGCCAACCGCAAACCUUUGGUCAUCAUUGCUGAAGAUGUUGAUGGAGAAGCUCUCAGCACUCUUGUCUUGAACAGACUGAAGGUUGGCCUUCAGGUUGUUGCUGUGAAAGCUCCAGGUUUUGGUGACAACAGGAAAAACCAACUUAAGGACAUGGCAAUUGCUACUGGUGGUGCUGUGUUUGGAGAAGAGGGUUUGAACCUAAAUGUGGAAGAUAUUCAGCCUCAUGACUUCGGUAAAGUUGGAGAGGUCAUUGUGACAAAAGAUGACACCAUGCUCCUUAAGGGGAAGGGUGAAAAGGCUCAGAUUGAAAAACGCAUUCAAGAAAUAAUCGAACAGCUAGAGGUUACCACCAGUGAAUAUGAAAAAGAGAAACUGAAUGAGCGAUUGGCCAAACUCUCUGACGGAGUAGCAGUAUUGAAGGUGGGCGGCACGAGCGACGUUGAGGUGAACGAGAAGAAGGACAGGGUGACCGACGCCCUGAACGCCACGCGCGCGGCCGUGGAGGAGGGCAUCGUCCCGGGCGGUGGCUGCGCGCUGCUGCGCUGCAUCCCGGCCUUGGAUGCCUUGACUCCAGCCAACGAGGAUCAGAAAAUUGGCAUUGAAAUAAUCAAGAGAACACUGAGAAUCCCAGCAAUGACUAUUGCAAAGAAUGCUGGUGUUGAAGGAUCAUUGAUAGUUGAAAAAAUCCUGCAGAGCCCAUCAGAAGUUGGCUACGAUGCAAUGCUUGGGGAUUUUGUAAAUAUGGUAGAAAAAGGAAUCAUAGACCCAACAAAGGUUGUGAGAACUGCCCUGAUGGACGCCGCGGGUGUUGCCUCUCUCCUAUCGACAGCAGAGGCAGUGGUGACUGAAGUUCCUAAAGAAGAAAAGGAGCCGGCAAUGGGAGGAAUGGGUGGGAUGGGCGGAGGAAUGGGAGGUGGCAUGUUCUAAUUCCUGGGGUAGGGAUGCAUCAUGAGCUGUGCUGUUGAAGACUGACAGUUCUGACUUAAAAAACUUGAGCUAUCAGUGUGAGAGGAUGGAUAGUGACUGAAGUGAGGCUGGUGUUGAAAAGAAUCACUGUAACCAUCAGUUACCGGAUUUCAUUUAACACACGUGUAAUUGUUUACAGUCAUUGUCCAUGCCUACAGAUAAUUUAUUUUGUAUUUUUUGAAUAAAGACAUUUGUACAUUCCUGAUAA